This is a messenger RNA of Lathyrus oleraceus (garden pea), 1283 nucleotides long. RefSeq lists its product as uncharacterized. The transcript is spliced from 4 exons. Bases 191 to 1159 code for a protein of 322 amino acids. NCBI's taxonomy places the organism in Eukaryota, Viridiplantae, Streptophyta, Magnoliopsida, Fabales, Fabaceae. The record is from RefSeq and is a predicted model, not a curated record.
AUUGUAUUUAUUAUUUUUCUUUCAGUCCUGAGAGGAGAGAAAAUUAGAAAAUAUACAGAAAUAGAAUGAAAGGAGAAAAAUGAUGGAGCUUGUUAGCAACCAAAGUAGAGAAGACUUAGAGUUGGUGACCAAGGAACAACCUCAUAUUCUUCCAAUAGCUCAAUUCAAACCCUAAUAGAAUGUUGUCACCAUGAAUUCGGUGUCACCUAAAAUGGAUGCAAUAAUGGAUAUCAAGAACUUGACAGACGAAAACGACAGUGCAUCUAAGCGAGAUUCUAAACUAAACUAUGAUAAGUUCAAUGUAGAAGCUGAAAUCACCAAGAACUUUAAAUUCACCCUGGGAAUGGAGUUUUCUUCUCUUCAACACUUUAAGGAUGCUGUUCUAGAGCACAAUACGUUAAAUGGCCGGAAAAUAAAAUUCACGAAGAGCGACAGAUUGAGGGUUAGAGCUGUUUGUAAGUUUAAUGAAAAAUGUGGAUAUGUCAUUUUGGUGAGUAGGGUGGUAAAGACUGUCAUAUUUAGGGUGAAGACACUAUGCCCCGAGCAUACUUGUGGAAGGGUGUUUGCUAACAAGAGUCGUAGGUCUAAGUUGUUUGCGAAAGCCUCAGCUAGACAAGAGCUGCCAAAACUGCGAAGUUCCACAACUGCGAAUAAAAAGAGGAAGAGGUCUAAGGGAAAGAAUCCAAGUAAUGUCAAACCGACGAAGAAGAAAACAAGAAAAGGACUCCAUGCGAGUAGUAGUUUGAAGAACAAUGGAGGAUUAGAGCAACAACAAUCCAAAGUGUUUGUUGAUGGAGAGCCUCUCAACCAUAAUCAAGAAGAUAUAUUGGCUAGAAACACAUUUGCUCAGGCAGAUUCUGCAAUGAACCUUGUAGCAAAAGCUGCUGAUGAAAAUAAACGAAAGAAGAAAGUGAUAAGAAAAUUGAACUUAAAGAAGACGAGGACUAGUGAUAGAUUAAGAGCUUUGAACGUGAGAAGAAGAGUACAUGAUGGUCCUGGGAGUGAUGCAAAAAGUCCGAUCGUGAUUGAUGAUGAUCAUGAUGAUGAUGAUGCAAGUCCAAUCGUGAUUGAUGAUAAUGAUGAUGGAGAAUCAUAUGAUCCGAAAUUUGGUAGCUGCAUGCAUGCCUUGAGAAAUUGGAAUGAAAUUUCCAAAAGUUAGACUCAAUGACCACAUUAUGCUUUUUUUUAGGACUUUGAUCUGGUGGUACAAAACCAGUAACUUCACUUUUAUACUAGGAAUGUGUAAAAAUAUAUUAUAUUAAUGGUAUACAUAAAUUAAAUCA